This is a messenger RNA of Micropterus dolomieu (smallmouth bass), 6153 nucleotides long. RefSeq names its product dual specificity phosphatase 12 (gene dusp12). NCBI's taxonomy places the organism in Eukaryota, Metazoa, Chordata, Actinopteri, Centrarchiformes, Centrarchidae. Gene Ontology annotation, biological process: protein dephosphorylation. Gene Ontology annotation, molecular function: protein tyrosine/serine/threonine phosphatase activity. Gene Ontology annotation, cellular component: nucleus. The coding region runs from base 143 to 877 and encodes 244 amino acids. The transcript has 6 exons. The record is from RefSeq and is a predicted model, not a curated record.
CCUCGUUUACACAGACCACACGUUUUUUAAAUUUUUUAAAUUAAACUCCGUAUUUUGUGUUGUUGCAGCCAGAUUUUCUCUUUUCGAAAGCGGUGAGAAAACAGUUUUAGAGUUUCACUCUGGGAGAGCUAAAAUAAGAGCCAUGCUUCUGGUGGACCCUGGUCUGUACAUCGGCACUGCGGCUGACCUGAACGACCGCCAGGCGUUGGCCGAUGCAGCUGUCACUCACGUCCUGUCUGUGGACUCUGUGGAUCCCGCUCCUCUGCUUCCUGCUGAUGCGGUACGCUGCAGGAAGUGGAUCAAUGUUCUCGAUGAGGUGACCUCUGACCUCCUGAGUCACAUGGACGACAGCUUCCAGUUCAUUCAGCAGGCUGUGGAUGCGGGCAAGGCUGCGCUUGUUCACUGCCAGGCGGGUCGGAGUCGCAGUGCCACCAUCGUUACUGCAUAUCUCAUGAAGAGAUACCAGCUGGGCUUCACUGAGGCUUACCACAGACUGAGGAGUGUCAAACAGGACGUACAGGUCAACCGUGGUUUUGAGGAGCAGUUGUGUCUGUAUGAGGCCAUGAAGUGUGAAGUGGACACCUCCAGUAGUUUGUACAAACAGUACAGACUGACCAAGAUUACAGAGAAGUACCCUGGAGAAAUCCAGUGUACGUCUUACUUCAUUGAACCAGUGCAGUGGAUGGAACAAGCUUUACUUGGAGUGAUGGAUGGACAGCUGCUGUGUCCUAAGUGUAGCUCCAAGCUGGGCUCGUUCAGCUGGUGUGGUGAUCAGUGCUCGUGCGGCCGCUGGGUCACUCCCGCCUUCCAGCUGCACCGAAACAGAGUGGACGAGAUCCAACAAGUGAACAUACACAAAGUGAACAUACAGAAAUAACACACGCUCAUACGUAAAGGAAUGCAGUCUCUGCGAGGCGGAAGAAGGGCAAACACUCAGCUCAUCAACACACAAACAGGAAAUGCGAUGUCCACAUGCUACAGUCGUCUUGCAUUAGGUUAUAAAGACUAACAAGGUUCUAAUGCAGGACAGUACAGUGAGUUUGGGUGUUGGGCAGAAGGCCAAACUUCAAAUAUUUUUACAGAUUUGUACAUUUACAGCCACAACUUUACUGUUCAGGUUCGAUCUCAUAGUGUUUUUGGCUGCUGCUGUUGUUAAUAUAAAUAUUUAUAAGUGCAGUAUUGGUAAUAAUACCAACUCUUCAUUGCUUACAGCUUCUCUAAGGAGAAAAUGCUGAGCUUUGUCUGUUUCAUAUCACUGUACAUUAAAUAUCUUUGGGUUUUGGACUGUUGGUCAGACAAUGACGCAAUGAUACCUUGUGAUGGGCAUGUCAUUAUUGAAAGGAAUUAUAAAGUUUAAAGGAAUACUAAAAAACAUAACUAGAUAAAUUAAUGGAGGUAAAACAGUAGUGACAGCUUCAAUGGUGAAACUGCUACCAGCCCCACAACAACUCACUAAAGCUUGUAUGCCAGGGUUGGUGUAAUGCAGCUGUUCAGAUUUAAUGAGUUAACAACACAAAAGUGAAUUUUAUACAAUUUCAUGACUGACUUAGGUCACAGCCACGUCAUCCAAAAUCAAGCAAGACUUGUUAUUGCACGUUUCUCUUUCUCAAGAUGCAUCAUUUGCUAUUUCUGUGGACUCGCUCAUGCUCACUGGAUCCAACAAAAAGAUCACAUCGGGAUGAAAUUCAACAGAUUUAUUGGUUCUGGAUUCCAGUUUCUGACGGACAAAUGUUAAAAACACAAACCCGGUUCCCCAGUCACAAUUCAAAUGGCAUAAUGUCUACAACUGUAGCCCAAAUAAACUCCCUGGGACCUGUCAAUCAGAAGGAUUUGCACAAAAAGAGAAUUUCCACAUGUUUUUUUUUUAUGUUGAAUACAUCAUGUUUCCUUUGAUCCAUUUCAUUGGUUUGGUUGGUAGAAAGGCAGAAAUACAACAGUUUUAAAUAGGACAAUACUUAGACCCCACAGCUGUCAUUUCGGCAUUUAAAGUAGUUUAAAACCGUGGCAAUUUCACACUUUAUGGAGAGGGACACAAACAUUAAAAUAAAACAUAUAUAGUUGGUCCACAAACUGCCGUAGUGUUGUUGUCAUGUGUCAACACUCAGUGCUGGAGGAAGCACUCUGAUCUUUUAAGUAAAAGCAGUAUUACUGUGUAGACGAGUAAAAAACACACCUUCAAAACAUAAAGUAAUACUAUCAAAAAUAUACUUCAAGUACCAAAAGUAGAAUGUGAAAUUUAUUUCAGAAAAAUGUACAUUAUAUUAAUGGAUUAUAAUUAAAAGCUCAAAAUCAAGUUACAGGGGGACAUUUUCUGCGCUUGAAUACAUUCUUGACACUUAAAGCAACUUUAUGUAAGAUUUGUUAAGCCUUUGUGUAAUUUGCUGUAUAAAUAAGGACGGUUAGUAAUUGUACGCCUGCAGUUGUCAUGAAAACAUUACUCAUGAUCAAAAACAAACACGUUGACAACUUUGCUAACACAACCAAACAUCAAGCAAGUGUGACAGCGUAAGUCACAGCAAUGUCGCUGAGCAGUCCAACAGAAAGAAGGCCAACUCUGUGUCUGUUUUGCGGCCUUUUAUUUCACAAAGCUCUCGUCUUGGUCCCUCUGUUUUUCCUCUUCUCAGCUUCCCCCUUCAACGUCCUCUUUGGUCUCUUUUUGGAUAAAAAGGUAAAAGCCAGUCGGAUCUUUACUCCUCUCUGGUCUCUUUCUCACAUCCUCCAACGUCGUCGUCUUCGUCUUCGUCUUCGGUUUCUUCGCAGCCUCUGCCAUGAUAUCCAUACUGAGAAUACCGAGCUAGCUAUAACUCACAUUGCUGCUUCUUCUUAUAGCUUGCUGAAGAGUUUUGUUGGUGUGUUGUGGUGCCGUAAAGCAUCACGCAGUUCUUCAGAUAGAUUUCCGUCUCAGGACUUGUAUGUUUAUAUAGUGCCAUAGCAGGCGCCUCGAACCCGAAGUGGCAAUGACCAGAUUAUAAUUGUGAUCUUUGGGAGUGUUGGACCACUGGCCUGUAUGGUUUUAAACAAAUGUAUCAUCAGUGUGUAAGCUCAAGUCUGUUCGCCUGGCUGCCAAAUGUGGGCCAAAAGUAUCAACAUUACCAUCCUAAACUCUGUGAUUGUAGUAUUUUAUAUACAGCAUGUUGUUGUUUUGUCAAACAGCACAUGAGACAUUUAGAAAAAGCAAUGCAUGGACAAAACCAUUUCUGAAUGAUUGGUAUUUUUCAAUAGCUGCUUUGAAGAGGCCCUAACGUCAUUUGUAGUGACACAUGGGUGCCACAAGAUGGCAGAUCAGUAUAUGGUCUGCAGCUGCUUGAGAAAAAGACGAUUUAGGUUCUGCCUAACAGCGAAGAAGCAUCAGCAGGACAAACACAGGAAAGAUGAGAAAACAGGGAGUCUUCUUAGUAAAGUAAGAUUGAGAUUUGAGCAGCUAUUCUGCUCUAGAUUUCACAGUAACUAUUAUAACUACUGUAGGUACUUUUCUUAGGCAGCAAUCGUACAUCAUGACCUCCAGCUGAAACUUCAUGUAAUACAAUAGCUGUCAGACAAUAAGUUUAAGCAUCUAAGGUCCUUUAUUCCUGAGGCUUUGGUGUAUUUAUCAUCAUAGUCUAUCAUCUGUGGUUUCAGUGGGGAGUUGUGAAUAGCUUUAAGUAUUGACACUGUAGGUAUUCCCAUUGAAAUGAAUCAUGAAUAAAGUCACUGUUCAGGAUAAAUCAUCAAAUAUCAGCUCAGAAUGUGUCAUUUCAUGUUCAUCGUAGGGCUGCAACUAACUAUUAUUUUCAUCUAGUCUAUAAAAUGUCAAGAAAUUGUGACAAAUUGCUCAUCACAAUUUUCCCGAGCACAAAGCAACAUCUUCAAAGUUGCUUCUUUUGUCCAACCAACAGUCCAAAACCCGAAGACUCUUUAUUUACUAACAUAAAUGACAAAAAAUAGCAAUUCCUUACAUUUAUGAAGAUGAAAAAAUGCUUAAAAAAUGACUGAAACGAUUAAUUGAUAGUUAGAUAGAUAUCAAAACAGUUGUCAGGUUUUUAUUUCAGCGUCAGUGAGUCCAGAUCUCAGUGCAAACAGAUCCUCAUAGUACAGUAUGUGGAUUGUUACAGUGAGUCGUGUUACGUUACUGUCCAACAGACAUCUGGAAAACUGGAGCAUUCAAUGACUGCCAACAAAAAGAGAGGGUUAUGUAAAAGAGGUGGAAAAGGGUUUAAAUAAGGUGAAGUGAAAAUGUGUGAAAAUGAGCAGGAAAGAAAGGAGAGUGGUCUGGGGGGAUGUGGUCUGUGUUUUCCAUACUCUCAUAAGAACUGGAAUUGAUCAAAGGGGGACUUCCUACACUGCUCUGCAUGUCAGUCUGCAAGAGAGAGAGAGACAUGAGACCCUCACUGGGAGAUGUGCAGCAGUAAUACUGUAAUACUACAUGCAUUUAUCAGCUGAGAUCAUGCAGUUGCACACUAAAAUAGAGAAGCGUGAAAACUUUUACAACCUCAACAACGAUCCUCCAUUAGGAGGAGAAGGAAAAACAUUUUCUGAUAGGCUUUCUGAAAGUCCAGUUCCACAGUGCUACAGUAGAAAUAUCACACAUUCAUCAUGAUCUCAAGAGGCAGUUAAUCAAUAAUUACAGCACCGUAUUUGCAACUGUCUAAUGUUUUGAGGCAUUAACAUACAUCAGCCAUUAAAGAGUAUUAAUAAACUUGAAUGCCAUCCUGUGUGGAUAUAAUGCACUUUCAUAGACAAAGUACAGCAUGCUAAGCUACAACAUGAGGUUGUAGUCUGGUUAAACGUGAUGAAAUACAGUAUUUAUCUAGUGCAAGUUUGUUUUCACAAAAUAAAAGACAAGAAUUUUAAAUAUACAAAAGGUUCCUCGCAAACCCACUUUCGGCUUUGUGUUAGCCUGGUUACAGACUUUGAAUCGGUGCACACCAUCUCUGAAUUGUUUAACAAUGCAAAUAGUUGCAAUCUACUGACAGUCUACUGUCCGGCUUCCUGCCACCGUCCAAAGACAUGCGGCCUAGGUUUGGUUUGGUGACCCUAAAUUGUCCUUAUGUGUGGCCCUGCGAUGGACUGGCGACCUGUCCCCGCGACCCUUUACGCAGGAUAAGCGGUUGAUGAUGGAUGGAUGGACAUGUAUGGCUUUGUUAUGAAAAAAAAACCCAUGGCAUUCACAAUUUGUAGGAUGUGAUGCGGAAGUUCAUGGAUUUGUUUUGAUAUGAACUGGAGUCACAGUUUUUUUUUCAAGUGCUAACAAGCUUGCUAAAGCCACUUUUUCAAAAGGCUUCAUACAGUCUGCAUUGGCCAAACAGUUAAUAAACACCUCCACAAAUCACUCAAACCACCAAAAUACUUCAUACAUGCCACAAAAUAAACUUGUUCGACCAAAACAACAGUAACAGUUCUCGCUCAGAAAGCAAACACACCUAAAAAAAAACGGAGCAUUAUAAUUAAAUUAUAAACUUUUAUCUUUGAAGUCACAUUAUUGACUGGACUUAUGUGUAUAUAUGUGUAUAUAUGAAGUAUAUGUAACAAGAAUUAAUCAGAAAUCCAACAAUUUGCUUGUAUAUCAUUUAUUUUUUCUAUAACACUGCAUAUAGUAAUUUACUUUUAGAUAAAUAUAGAGUUGAAACAAAAAGCAAAUUCCUAAAGUUUCAGUGUGUCACGAUCCUGUCCUGAGUGCUGUGUUUUUGUGUUUUGAUUCUGCAUGUUAGUCCUGUCAGCUGUUCCGUUUAGUUCUGAGUUUAUUCAUUUAUCAGUUUGGUAUCUGUUAUUUAGUCUGUGUUUUGGUUCCAUGUCUUACUCCUGGUCCGUGUACUUCAGUGUGUUUUGGUCUGUUCAGUAUCUGUCUUAGAGUUGUUGAGUUGUGCUUUGUCCAGUAUCUGUUAAAUAGUCUGUUGUGUUUGGGUAUUUCCCUUAUUUGCUGUUCUGUUCCAUGUUUAUUGUUGUCCUGUUCCCAGUCGGUUCCAUCUCUGUUCCCUACUCCAUUCUGUUAGUCAGUUGUCACGUUUCCUGUUUUGAGGUUCGGUUCCUGGUCUUGUGUUUUCUGUUGGCUCCUGCAUCUUAGCUCCUAGUUCUGUGUCUCAGUUCAUGUCUUAGUAUUUACUUUUGGUCUGUGUACCUCUGUGUAAUGUUGCCCUUUUCUGCUCUGUGUUCUCUUAAAUUCCAGCUUCAGUCUGU